AAGGCGCUCCUCCCAUACGACUCCGGACUGCCCUUGCGAGCGGUAUCUUGUUAAUGACCUUGGUCUAAGCCCUUCUUGUCUUUCCCACCCUUACACUCGUUUAUUGGGCCGCGAAGACUUAGCAUCCGCUUCCACCACGACAACUACUACCGCCAAAUACCAAUACCUAGUAGUUUUCUCAGCUCUGCAAUCGUUCUGGAUCAGCAAUUCGCCUCUACGUCAAUUACCUAGCCCUCCCAUACCUUAUCGACGGGCCGUGCUUCUCCAACUCUCCGCGUCUGCGUCACCCAUUUGGUCGCCUUACAUAUAGGGUCGACAGCUGUCCGAAACCCAGACAGUAUCGCUCGCUAUCCGCUUAACGACAACUACGAAUAUACAUACUUAAUACUCCGCCAUGGUUUGGCAAGACAUGAUGGGCCUCGCCGCCCGUGCGGUCUUUGCCCGCGAGAUCGACCACUCUACCCCAGACAUUGACGACCCUUGGCCAGCUAAGGAUAUUGCCUACGUUGCCAUCAUCGGUGGUCUCAUGUUGGCUGCCCUGCUCGAGUGGUUCCUCUGGGUUGCCGCUUUCCUGUACUGCAUUGUCAAGGUCUUCCAAAAGGCCGAGACGAUCAGUGUCCGCAUUCUGUCCAUCUUCUUCGGUAUCCUCUUCUUCGCUCUCCGUGCCAUCUUCUUGCCUAUCAUGGUCGUUACCCUCCCCCUCCCGUCGCAAGUCACCAAGUACUUCCCCCAGGAGAUGGUUGGCUUCCUCCAGUGGUUCGCCUUCUGGUCGUUCGCCGGUCUCUUGACCGUCCCGUGGCUGUUCUGUGUCUACCAGCUCGUCACCCACUCCGUUGGUCGCAGCCGCAGGAUUAAAUCCGUUCUCGACGAGGCAUCUGCUCCCAAGGUCGUCAUCAUCAUGCCUUGCUACAAGGAGAUUCCCGAGAUUCUUCUCCGAACUUGCGACUCGCUAGUCGACUGCGAAUACCCACCCUCCUGCCUGCACAUCUUCCUCUCCUUCGACGGAGACCAGGAGGACGAACUCUACCUGAACACUAUCGAGAAGCUCGGUGUCCCUCUUACGCUCGACACCUACCCCAAGUCCAUCGAUGUCAUCUACCGUAGCUGCCGCAUUACCAUCUCCCGCUUCCCUCACGGUGGUAAGCGUCACUGCCAGAAGAGGACAUUCAAGCUCAUCGACAAGAUCUACUCCGAGUAUCUCAAGCGCAACGACAAUCUGUUCGUCCUCUUCAUCGACUCCGACUGCAUUCUCGACAAGACCUGCAUUCAGAACUUCAUGUACGAGAUGGAACUCAAGCCCGGCAGCAAGAAGAACAUGUUGGCUCAGACUGGUGUCAUUACCUCCACAACCGAGAAGAACUCGCUCAUCACCCUUCUUCAAGACAUGGAAUACGUUCACGGUCAACUCUUCGAGCGUUCAGUCGAAUCUGGCUGCGGUGCCGUCACUUGCUUGCCCGGUGCCCUUACUAUGCUUCGAUUCUCCGCUUUCCGCAGGAUGGCCAAGUACUACUUCGCUGACAAGGCCGAGCAAUGCGACGAUCUCUUCGACUACGGCAAGUGCCAUCUUGGUGAGGACCGUUGGCUCACUCACUUAUUCAUGAUUGGCGCCAAGGAACGUUACCAGAUCCAGAUGAACACCGGAGCAUUCUGCAAGACCGAAGCUGUGCAAACCUACCAAUCUCUGCUCAAGCAACGUCGCCGCUGGUUCUUGGGUUUUAUCACCAACGAAGUUUGUAUGUUGACUGAUAUCCGUCUCUGGAAGCGCUACCCGAUCCUCCUCAUUGUCCGCUUCAUGCAGAACACCAUCCGAACCACCGCCCUGCUCUUCUUCAUCUUGUGUAUUUCUUUGAUCACUACCUCGCAAAAGGUUGCCAACCUUCCCGUUGGUUUCAUCGCCAUCUCUCUGGGGCUUAACUGGCUUCUCAUGUUGUACUUUGGUGCCAAGCUCGGUCGCUACAAGAUCAUGCUGUACCCCCUCAUGUUCAUCGUCAACCCCUUCUUCAACUGGGUGUACAUGGUUUACGGUAUCUUUACCGCCGGUCAGCGUACAUGGGGUGGGCCUCGUGCCGAUGCUGGUAGUGCCGACACCAAAACUACUCCCCAGGAGGCUAUUGAGGCCGCAGAAGCGACUGGUGACGAUCUGAACGUUGUUCCUGAGACUUUCAAGGCUGCUGCCGAGGCGCAGAAGCACCGCCCAGCCGCUAUCCCUCUCCAGCCUGGCGACAACAUCGAUGGACGCUUUGCCGCCGCAGAACGCCUGCCCAACGGAUGGUACCAACAGGGCAACGACUCUGGUCUUACGCUUCCCAACACAAUGCCCCGCAACCCCAACGUCCCUCAUGUACCUCUCCACCCCCGUUCUUCGAUGGACUCCUUCGCGUCGCAAGAGACCUCCGCCGCCAACUCCAUCUACAUGCCCCGUCGUGUCGAGAGUUUCAUGGACCCCGAGGAUGCGCGUAUCUACCACAAGACUCAGCAAACACAAAAGCCUGCCGGAGGAGCCUUCUACGAAGAGCCGCGAGGAGGACCCUACGAGGUCGGCCAGGGUUCUAGCAAGAAGAUGUACACCGAAUCUGUUGACUCCAUCGACGACGACUCAGUAUACCAGUCCAAGGGCCCGCAACGACCUGGUCAGAUGCGUACCAACAGCGACCUUGCCCAUGCCCCAGCCCGCACAUCGCCGCUAUCCAACGAGCAGAAGGGCCAUGGUCUCGAGUCGCCCAAGCCUUCCUACAGCAGGACCAACAGCUCAGACCAGCGCCAGGGACGUAGCCCUCUUGCUCAGCAAUACGUUCACACCGCACCUGGUGAGGACUAUGAGCUACAGGCCCCACAGCAAAGCAGCCUGAUGCGUGAUGUGUCACCUGCGCCGCUAGGCCAACCUCAGAUGCCUGCAUCAAACCACGGACGAAGCGACUCAACCGACUCGAAGAAGCGGAAGCGCCUCAGCAAGCAGCCCCGCAAGUAAACGCUUUCUUCUGCAUGAUCUAGCAUCUUGAUCUUUGUUCCAUCUUCUGCCUAGAAGGCUGCAUCAACGACAUACCAGCAUUAACCUUUUCUUUUAUCAUCAAACCUUGUGCGCAUUGGAUGUCCCGGCGUUUUCAGCGAGCACCGCAACACACCGCGAGUGAUUCUUCUUCUCGCAAAAACUAUUUCCUUAUUGUACAUAUAUUACAUCAUUACAUGACGGCGGGGUGUGUGGCUUUUGGACAAAAAACUACGGGAUCACGACUUGGUUCGCUCUUCGGAUGCCUUGGGGUAUAUAUGUUGUAGGAGCUAUGUGAUGGAUCAUACGCACAUCACCUUUUCUUGCUUAAUGUCUAGAAGUAACGUCUUUGACGAGACGUUGAAUGAAAUGGUCUUACUGCCACAC
Messenger RNA from Alternaria rosae, 3373 nucleotides. Its product is annotated as chitin synthase-domain-containing protein. The transcript has 3 exons. Gene Ontology annotation, cellular component: cell septum; cell periphery. Bases 395 to 2968 code for a protein of 857 amino acids. Gene Ontology annotation, molecular function: chitin synthase activity. Lineage: Eukaryota; Fungi; Ascomycota; Dothideomycetes; Pleosporales; Pleosporaceae. The record is from RefSeq and is a predicted model, not a curated record.